This is a messenger RNA of Phytophthora sojae, 1470 nucleotides long. RefSeq lists its product as hypothetical. Bases 1 to 1470 code for a protein of 489 amino acids. The transcript is spliced from 8 exons. Lineage: Eukaryota; Oomycota; Peronosporomycetes; Peronosporales; Peronosporaceae. The record is from RefSeq and is a predicted model, not a curated record.
AUGAAGUCGGGGCGGGCACCCACCGCCAGCAGCAGCUCCAGGCCGGCCACCCAGCGAGCGCAGCCCCCAAAGCAGGACUGGCGGAUCUCCUUUGGGUUCUGGAUCGAGCUCGAUGCGCUGUAUCACGCGUACCCACCGCCGCCGAAGCCUCGCUGCCCGGCACUGCCGCAUGACUCAGCCCCAGAAUGGAAGAAGAGACUCGUUCCGGAUGACAUUGAGCGAUUUCUUGGCAACCCCGCGGCAACUGCUUGCCUUCGUGCGGUCACUAGCAACAUCCAAGCUGACGCUGUUAACGGGUUCACCAACUUUAUCAUCAGCGGCGGGAGUAGCAUGGGCAAGUCCACAUUUGCGGGCAUCCUCCGGAGGACGCUGCUGUCCUUGACAACUGACGUGCCUUGCCGGUUUGCAACUCUUAAUGCUAGCGGAAUAGCGGAAAAAUCGCUACUAAGCAAGUUAGAAGACGCUGUGAAGAGGCUGGACGCUUCAAAGACCGGUGCACCGUCAUACCUAACAAUCGAGCACUUCGAAAGCGUGACCCCGAGCGUACAGCAGCACUUCUUCGUGCCGCUGCUCGCUGACGCAAACGCCAAGCGAGUUUUUGUGAUUUUGCUCGUGCGUCCUGAUGCAAACAAGCUCGCGGAGCAGAUCAAAGCCCAGGCAAUGAAAGUGCAUCUCCACAGUCUGUCUGCGAACCUCGUGAGAACAAAGUUGUUGCUGAUUUGCCAGCAAGAGCGGAUUGGUUAUACUCGAGAAGGGCUUGAAGAACUUGCCAAGCUCUGCUCUUUCAAGUUGAUGCCAUGCCUAGAGAAGAUGCAUGAAAUCUUCCUCAAGCAAUAUCUUAUAAGUGAAGCGAACGUGGUCAAAGUGAGUCAGCCGACAUCCAGCACAGCUGGUCCUCCGGGGCUGUCACCUUUCCCGCUUUCAAUUCUGCGGAUGAGUGAGCCUCUUCGCCGCUGCCCCAAGUGCACACUACUACCGCCAUGUUCGCACUUGCCGCUGGAAAAGCUGUACGCCAAGAUUGACCAAGCACGAGCUUCGUACCCAGAAAAUGGAAACAAACGUGUAAGCAGUAUCGGGCGUAACGCCGAACAACAGAAGGUGGAUACUCGAAAGGAACUUGCAGCUUGUGAGCAACUGAAACGUGAACUAUUACGCUGUCGUCAAGCACUUGCGGACCUGGAGACUCAGCGGUACCUGUUCGCUCGCGAUCGAGGCAAAACAGCCAAGUGGGGUGGCGCAAAGAAAGCGGCGGACGAGCAGCUUGCGCGAAUGGACGCGAAAUUGAACUCCGCCCAUGACAAUAUCAAUCGGCUAGAACAAGACUUGUCCUCUCGCCAGGAAACGCUGGACAAGUUGCAAGAUGCGAUCGUCCAUGGGCGCAGCAAAGGCCUUGGCAAGGGCCACGGUCGAAUUGAAGGCAAACCAGAGGAGAAACAGCGAACUAAGUCGACUGUCGUCGUAGCUGUGUAA